AUGAAUGACUUUGGAGUCAUUGAGCUCGCCGGAGCCAAGACGACGUCGGCUCCUGGCUGGGCGUACGUCCCCGACACACGCCUUGCUGCCCAGCAGCAGCAGCAGCAGCAGCAGACCACGACGACGAACCGAAAGCGCGCGCGGAAUGCCCCCGGCGGCGGGCUCACGCUCAGUGACCUCACGGCGCGGCAGGAGAACAAGAUGCGCAAGGAGCUCGAGGCGCUGGACCGCGACGGCGGACGUGACGCCACGAUUCCCCUGCCAGGGAAGAGUGGACGGACACAGGGAAAACACACAGCCAAUGUCCGCAAGAUUCUGCAGUCGCAAAAGACGUUUGCCAACCAUCUCGACGACUUUCUCGCGCUGCAGGCGCUGACGGAAUCCAACGCCGCCGCCGCCGCAGCGGCCGCCAGCAAGCGAUCCAACGCCGCCUCCCGCGCCAAGGAGAGUGCGUCCGUGACGCCGCAGCACCACGGCGGCAAGGGCGACACCCCGAUGCCUGACGUGUCCGGCGAGGAAAAGGACGACCGGAGACUGCUCCAGGCCGCGCCGUGCUGGGUCCCGCCUCCGGCGCACCCGGGCGACGCGGACCCCCUGCUGAUGAGCCGCGUGCCGCCGCUGCCGACCGACGCCGAGAUGCGACGGCUGCUGGCGGCGCCGCCGCUCAGCUUCGGCGAGGCGCGGGGCAACUGGGGCGCGACGUACCCCGCGAGGGUGUUUUGCGAGGUCUGCGGAUACUGGGGACGCGUGCGAUGCCUGAAGUGCGGGACGAGGGUGUGCGCGCUCGAGUGCCUGGAGACGCAUCGCGAGGAGUGCGUGACGCGGUAUGGAAUGUGA
This is a messenger RNA of Akanthomyces muscarius, 837 nucleotides long. RefSeq lists its product as uncharacterized. The transcript is spliced from 2 exons. Lineage: Eukaryota; Fungi; Ascomycota; Sordariomycetes; Hypocreales; Cordycipitaceae. Gene Ontology annotation, molecular function: nucleosome binding. Gene Ontology annotation, biological process: chromatin remodeling. The record is from RefSeq and is a predicted model, not a curated record. Bases 1 to 837 code for a protein of 278 amino acids. Gene Ontology annotation, cellular component: Swr1 complex.